This is a messenger RNA of Nerophis lumbriciformis (worm pipefish), 2263 nucleotides long. RefSeq names its product P2Y purinoceptor 3. Lineage: Eukaryota; Metazoa; Chordata; Actinopteri; Syngnathiformes; Syngnathidae. Gene Ontology annotation, biological process: cellular response to pyrimidine ribonucleotide; phospholipase C-activating G protein-coupled receptor signaling pathway. Gene Ontology annotation, cellular component: plasma membrane. The record is from RefSeq and is a predicted model, not a curated record. Gene Ontology annotation, molecular function: G protein-coupled UTP receptor activity; G protein-coupled UDP receptor activity; G protein-coupled ADP receptor activity.
GAAAAAUGCUACACAAAAAAAAACUAACUUACUUAUUUGAAUCAAAACUAGUCCGAACUUAAGAGAACGUGGCUUCGGGAGGGAAGUACAAUGUCUAAUUAGGCUGUAAAGCACAAAAAUCUGACACUAGACAGUGGCAGUGAACUACCCACUGUUUUGGACGUAGUGCGCAGGCGCGGGUCUGCUCCACUGGUAGUGACCCGCGAACACGUUCCAGAACCGACUAUCUUCUUCAAACUUUCACUUCGCGGCAGUGUGUGAGGUUUGAGACGAGCGGGGGGAUUCUUGUGUCAUGGCGAAGUCAACCUGCUGAUUAAUACCUCAUUUAUUUCAUCACCGACACCAAAGAUCUGAAGAUGCCCACGGAAGGUGUCCUCUCCCAGACCUUGUCCUGGGACAUCUUCAGUUCUGGCGUGGAGUCCACGGUCCUGCUGGCCAGCGUGAGUAACACCAGCAGACCAGGAGUCCCUGGCUGCACCUACAAGGAGGACUUCAAGCGAGUCCUGCUGCCCUCGGUCUACACUCUGGUGCUCCUGCUGGGUCUGCCUCUCAACGCUGCUGUGCUGCUGAAGAUGUGGAGGAGGAGACCUGGUCUGACCUGCAGCAACAUCUACAUGCUCAACCUGGCCAUGGCCGACUUCCUGUACAUGAUGUCACUUCCUCUGCUGGUUUACAACUACGCCAGUCACGACUACUGGCCCUUUGGGGACCUGGCCUGUAAGAUGGUCCGGUUUCAGUUCUACAGUAAUCUUCACGGCAGCAUCCUCUUCCUCACCUGCAUCAGUGUUCACCGCUACAUUGGCAUCUGCCACCCCCUGGCAGUGUGGCACAAGCAGGGCGGGCGGCGGCUGGCCUGGGUGGUAUGUGCAGGCGUGUGGCUGCUGGUGGCGCUGCUCUGCGCGCCAACCUUCCACUUCGCCUCCACGGGAACCCAGCGGAACCGCACGGUUUGCUACGAUUUAAGCACGCCAAAGCAGUCGGUGGACUACUACCCGUACGGCAUGGCUCUCACCUGCCUGGGCUUCCUGUUGCCUUUUAUGGGCGUGAUGGUGUGCUACUUCAGGAUGGCGCUCAAACUCUGCCGCCCGCUGUCCUACCAAGGCGUCAAUGCGCAGGCCAUGAGGGAGAAACGCGAGAAGGCGGGGAAGAUGAUCGUUGUGGUGGCGGCCGUCUUCUGCGUCAGCUUCCUGCCAUUCCACCUCACCAAAACUUUGUACCUGCUGAUCAGGACUAUGCCCAGUGUGCCCUGCGAGACCAGGAACCUCUUUUCUGUCAUCUAUAAGAGCACCAGACCUUUUGCCAGCAUGAACAGCUUCCUGGACCCCAUCCUCUUCUAUUUCACUCAGCCGCGCUACCGACAAAGUACCAGAAGGUUCCUUCUCAGAGUCACCACCCUCAGGGACAAGAGCAGCAGUCAGCCCAAAUCAUCAAGUCAACCCAUCAAAUCAUCAAGUCAGCCCCUAAAAUCAAGUAGUCAGGCCCUAAAAUAAAGUAGUCAGCCACUAAAAUCAAGUAGUCAAACCCUAAAAUCAAGUAGUCAGCCCCUAAAAUCAAGUUGUCAGACCCUAAAAUCAAGUAGUUAACCCCUAAAAUCAAGUAGUCAGCCCCUAAAAUCAAGUAGUCAGCAUCUAAAAUCAAGUAGUUAGCCCCUAAAAUCAUAUAGAGCCCCUAAAAAUAUAUAGUUAACCCAUUAAAUCACAAAGUCAGCCCCUUAAAUCAAGUAGUUAGCAUCUAAAAUCAAGUAGUUAGCCCCUAAAAUCAUAUAGAGCCCCUAAAAAUAUAUAGUUAACCCAUUAAAUCACAAAGUCAGCCCCUUAAAUCAAGUAGUUAGCAUCUAAAAACAAGUAGUUAGCAUCUAAAAUCAAGUAGUUAGCCCCUAAAAUCAUGUAGUUAGCAUCUAAAAUCAAAUAGUUAGCCCCUAAAAUCAAGUAGUUAGCCCCUAAAAUCAUGUAAAGAGCCCCUAAAAGUAUAUAGUUAACCCAUUAAAUCAUGAAGUUAGGCCCUAAAAUCAAGUAGUCAGCCCCUAAAAUCAAGUAGUUAGCCCUUCAAAUCAUGUAAAUAUCCCCUAAAAGUAUAUAGUUAACCCAUUAAAUCACAAAGUUAGCCCCUAAAAUCAAGUAGUCGGCCCCUAAAAGUAUAGUUAACCCAUUAAAUCAAGUAGGUAGCCCCUAAAAUCAAGUAGUUGGCCCCUAAAAUCAUGUAAAGAGCCCCUAAAAGUAUAUAGUUAAACCAUUAAAUCACAAAGUUAGCCCCUAAAAUCAAG